AUGCUUUAUCACCCAAUUCUCGCUAUUGCAGAAGUUCUCUUGCCCGACGCCAGUUGGCUCAUCGUUUUCGAUUGGGCUUUCAAGUCUUUGAUUCCUUAUGAGUCUUCCCCUAGUAAAAGAGUCUCCGCUGCCUUCAUAAUUCAAGUCCUCAUUGCCGACGCUAUUGCUCACCCCCCUUUACUAUCUACGAACAGACCCACCGCGAAACACAAUCCUAGGAGAGGAAAGUUGAAAAAUGAUCAGACCCACCGCACAAUUUCACCGUUCUCGUUGCCGAUGCUCAACCCCUUCAAUAUCGACGAAGAGACCCACCGCGGAAGAGCACAGUUCACAAUCGCGGAAGAGUAA
This is a messenger RNA of Linum trigynum, 348 nucleotides long. The record is from the annotation of a GenBank genome assembly. Lineage: Eukaryota; Viridiplantae; Streptophyta; Magnoliopsida; Malpighiales; Linaceae.